This is a messenger RNA of Oryza sativa Japonica Group (Japanese rice), 2653 nucleotides long. RefSeq lists its product as uncharacterized. Gene Ontology annotation, molecular function: ubiquitin protein ligase activity. Lineage: Eukaryota; Viridiplantae; Streptophyta; Magnoliopsida; Poales; Poaceae. The record is from RefSeq and is a predicted model, not a curated record.
GUCGUCUCCAUUUCCGCCUCGCGAGGAAGAAGAGAGAGAGAGAGGGCAAAGGUCGUCGCCGCCGCCGCCGCCGCCUUCGCCGCCGUUUGGUCUCGUCGCCUUCCGGACCACCCGCACUAGCCCUUCUCCCUCCUCGCGCGCGCACGCGCCACACGGCCGACGACGACGAGCAGGUUUGGAGGGCCGACGCCGACGCGGCCGGCCUCCUUACGGGUCCCGUCGUCUCUGCGGCGGCUGCGCCGAUAUCCAUCUCACGAGCAGAGCAGGAGUAGGGAGCAGGAGCAGGGGAGGGGGGCGCCGUCGUCGGGCUGAGUCCCGAACUUUAGCACAAGUUGUACUAGAGAAGAUAUACAUCUCCUUGUGCUGUACUCUGUUUUGGUAUGGAGGAAGAUUCUGGUAGAUCAAUAUCAACAACUGGUUUUCUUAGAAGAGGCUCUAGUGUCUCCUUAAAAGAUCAAGGCAAUGAGGAGAGGCCAAACAAGACAAAACUCAACCCAAUGAAUGCCAGGUGGGCUGACAGUAAGGAGAAGCCAAGAUAUUUACGUGAGCCAUUUCGUUCAUCAGGCACUAAGGCUGCAUGUCCAAGCUCUUCAAAAGCUCCCGUCAGAAAAUAUUUCGAGGAAAAACAAGGACGGACAUUUUUAGGAGAGGCAGAUAAUGCAGAAAGUAGUAGCAGAAGAACUGAGGCCAACCGUCUGCAGUGUAGCAAGAAAGCUGUUGUUGAGGAGGAUGUGCAUCCAUAUGGUCAGCAGGAUGAGCCAGAAGAUUUGUUGUCCACAUCAACUACUGAAGAUCAGCCUGCAGAACUUGAUCCUGAACUAUUAGAUUCUUCUGUUUCUUCAGGGGUGUCUGCACAUGCAAUUGGUUCUGUAGUCAGAAAUGCUGCUUUGAGAUCUAAAUCACGUCAGCAGAAGGGUAAAGAAGAAUUGUGUCAGAUUAGACCUCAAACUGCUUCUGCUUUUGUUAAUCGGUCCACUAUACCUCGAAAUUCUACCAAUGGUGUGAAAUCAUCAAAUGCUGCUGGCCCUGGGGUACAGAGACGUACUCUAAAAAACCUUGGCUGCACAUCAAUAUCUGAUGUUUUGCCUUCUGGCUGUUCUUCAGCUAAUUCUAUUCAUAAUAAGAGGGCUGAGGUUAUGAGAAACAGGGCAUUUGACGGAGAGAGUUCUUCUAGACCAAGGGGCUUAAAUGGACACUCUAGUUUAGGCCAUUCACCUGCCAUGUAUUCUGGUAUCACUGGUCCUAGAGUCAGAACUGCUGAACAAUCAGCUUCUCAGCAAACACGGACUAGUAGCAGAAGUAUUCAGGAGUCUGCAGAUUCUUCAAGGAUUAGGCGACCUUCUACUCAGCAUGCCAGAGUAAGGGUGCCAAAUGAAAGGGAGGAUAGCGUGUUUGCUCUUCGUGAAACUCUUGCAAGGGAUCGCCAACCAGAAUGGGCUCAUUUCUCCUUGGGUGAAGCUGCCCCACGGAGAUCGAUGAGGCCUUUUUCUAUGGAAUUACCACAUGAGAUAUACUCAUCUAGUCGUCAAGGCUCAAGUAAUCAGACAGCAAGGAGCAGAUCAAGUUACCGCCCUGACGAAAGCCCUCCACAAAUGUUUCAUGGUUUGCUGGUGGAGAGAGAGAACUACAGGCGUAUAAACAUGGAAGGCAUCGCUGAGGUGUUGCUAGCAUUGGACAGGAUUGAACAAGAUGAUGAAUUGACUUAUGAGCAAUUGCUGGUGCUAGAAACUAACUUGUUUCUUAGCGGCCUUGGCCUGCAUGACCAGCACAGAGAUAUGAGAAUGGAUAUUGACAACAUGUCUUAUGAGGAACUAUUAGCACUAGAGGAGCGAAUCGGUUCUGUCAGCACUGCCCUAUCUGAUGAGCAGCUUGUGAAGUGUCUCAAGCGAAAUGUGUAUAAGUUACCAAAUUCAGAUCUUGAAGCGAACAGAGCUGUACUAGAUGACGCCAAGUGCAGCAUAUGUCAGGAGGAAUACAUUGAGGGCGAAGAAGUUGGUAGGAUGCAGUGUGAGCAUCAAUACCAUGUGUCCUGCAUUCAUGAAUGGCUUAGACAGAAGAACUGGUGUCCAAUAUGCAAAACUUCAGCAAUACCUUCAGAGAUGGACAAGGGGGGCACAUGAAUAUAGGUUGUUCAAGCUCGUAAAUAUUAUAAAUUUAUAAUGAAACAGUGUUAGACAUGCUAGACACUGACUCAAUUCACUCAAAUUUGUGAAUAUGAUAGAUUGCUUUCUUCUUGGAAACUCCUGUACAUUUUUGUUUCGGUAUCCGGUCCAAAUUACACAUCACCUGCCAUCAGAUAAUGAGACCAGAGGACCCUUGGGAAAAAUUCCUGCUUGAUUGGACUUAUGGUUACAAUAAUUAAAAUUCUGCUCGAUUGGAGUGUUAGUAAAAAUUCAUUCACUUUGGCCCCCAACCACAUAUUAGAUUUGCAAUUACUGAUUUGGUGUCCAGUGUUUCAGGUGCUUUGUAGCCUGGUUUGAGUUUGGAGUGUUCGUAAGGUGUUAUCUGUUGGGUUGGUACUCGGAUGUGUACUCUUCCUUGGGUAUCAAUGUAAUAAGGCAAAGCUUUUGCCUUUGUCUCAAAAAAAGGAUUUGCAAUUUCCUUGAUCUUAAUGAAAUUUGGUCAGCACCCUUUCGCCGACCCGGCAAAAAAA